AUGCUUUUCCAGCAGGCCAUUUCUGCGCCAUCACACCUUCUUGGAGGAGCUGUCACUGGUGUGGCCCAGCGUCCAGACUCGAACGGUGCAGAGAUGAAGCAAAUUGUGAUUCUGGGAGGGUCAUUCGCAGGUGUCAGUAUUGCUCAUCGAAUUCUCAAGCAGGCCAAGAACAAGGCAUUCAAAAUCACACUGGUCUCGCCCAACACCCACUUCUAUUGGAAUAUCGCCUCGGUUCGAGCCAUGAUCCAGGGAGAAUUCACCGAUGAUGAGAUGUUCCAGCCUAUCGCUUCUGGAUUUGCUCAAUAUCCCGCGGGUCAAUUUGAAUUCAUCACUGGGACCGCUGAGGAUGUUGACGUUGAUGCUAAGACGGUGGAAAUCUCCCGCCCCCACGACAAGAUCUCACUGCAGUAUGACAUGCUCAUUCUGGCCACUGGAAGUCGAACCAAGGAGCCCCUGCCUCUCAAGGGCGUUGGGUCGACUGAGGAGACAAUGGCAGCUCUUCAUGACCUGCAAGCGCGAGUAAAAAAGGCCAAGACGAUAGUCAUCGCUGGAGCUGGUCCAACGGGGGUUGAAGUCGCUGGAGAAAUUUCAUUUGCGUACAAGGGUGCCAAGGAGGUGACUUUGGUUGCGAGCGGCCCGACGGUCCUACACGAAACCCCGGAAAGCGUGUGGAAAAUUGUGACCAAAGGCCUGCAUGACCUUGGUGUCAAUGUCAAGCCACAGACAAAGGUUCUGGAUGUUCAGAAUUUGGCCAAUGGAGGCCACGAGUUGACACUCUCAGAUGGUAGUCAUUUGAAGGCAGACCUAUACCUGCCAACCCAUGGAUUAGUCGCCAAUUCUUCUUACCUUUCAGAGAAGUUUGUCAAUGCGUAUGGCUUCGUGAAGGUCGAUGAGUAUCUGAGGAUUCCAGGCACCAGCAACAUCUGGGCGGCGGGGGAUGUUUGCGAAGUUGGGGCUUCACAAUUCCUCAGCUGCGACCAGCAGUCAAGCUACGUGGCCGGGGCGAUAGUCAGCAUUCUAAGCAACAAAGUCCCACGGCGAUUCAAAGGGAUGACAACUAGUAAGCGAAUUUAUUUGCGUGCUGGACAGGGACAUCGCUGA
Messenger RNA from Exophiala mesophila, 1101 nucleotides. RefSeq lists its product as uncharacterized. Gene Ontology annotation, molecular function: electron-transferring-flavoprotein dehydrogenase activity; flavin adenine dinucleotide binding. The record is from RefSeq and is a predicted model, not a curated record. NCBI's taxonomy places the organism in Eukaryota, Fungi, Ascomycota, Eurotiomycetes, Chaetothyriales, Herpotrichiellaceae. Gene Ontology annotation, cellular component: cytoplasm. The coding region runs from base 1 to 1101 and encodes 366 amino acids. The transcript has 2 exons.